Strongylus vulgaris is the source of this 317-nucleotide messenger RNA. The record is from the annotation of a GenBank genome assembly. NCBI's taxonomy places the organism in Eukaryota, Metazoa, Nematoda, Chromadorea, Rhabditida, Strongylidae.
AUGUCUCACGUACAAAACAGAAAAAUGAAAAAUGGAUCAUUACCAACCAGCAGUCAUAAAAAUCUGAGUCAAAAUAAUGAAGAAUACCGGCCAUCCGCCUUGCAGUUGAAAUGGAAACGAGAGUACUACGAGCACCAAAAUCGACUUCUUCAAUUCUACGAGCAAGACGAGAAGCUGAAUGAGCCUAUUGUGCAAGAGGAAGCUGAUCAGGAGGACCAACGAUUGUUGAAUUAUUGCCUUGCUCUCACAAUAUUUUCCUUAUUUGGUAAUCUGCUAGCAUCUAUUUUAUCCGGAUCACUUUCAAUUCUAAGGUGAUU